Ruditapes philippinarum (Manila clam) is the source of this 716-nucleotide messenger RNA. RefSeq names its product TNF receptor-associated factor 5-like. NCBI's taxonomy places the organism in Eukaryota, Metazoa, Mollusca, Bivalvia, Venerida, Veneridae. The record is from RefSeq and is a predicted model, not a curated record. Gene Ontology annotation, molecular function: zinc ion binding. Gene Ontology annotation, biological process: regulation of canonical NF-kappaB signal transduction; positive regulation of JNK cascade; tumor necrosis factor-mediated signaling pathway. Gene Ontology annotation, cellular component: plasma membrane signaling receptor complex.
GAUUGGUGAGACCCCUGGCAAAGGGGGGGGACUACUCUACAUAGCGUCCUUACUGGUACCCCAGAAGCACGCCUAUACAAGAAAUUAGUAAAUAAAUACUUUAGUAAAGUAUCUAUCUAUCUUCCAUUUACGUAGAGUAUUAUACAUAUAUCGAUAUAGAUCUAACAGCCUUUGAAAAAUGCUUUAAUAAAAAGCAGUAUACAGUACACACAUGAUGGCAAGUAAUUCAUCUCUAGAGCUACAAGAAAACCCCCAAUUUUUUAGACAUGAUUCCAAGUAUGACUGUCUGGUAUGUAAGGAAGUGCUCAAGGAGGCAAUGCAGACAAGCUGUGGGCACAGGAUUUGUGAAAGAUGUAUUUCCAAGUUGUUUGAAGGAAAGUCAGAACCAGUCAUGUGUCCUGCGGAUGAAGAAGAUUGUGAGCCACAAUACAGAUCUAAUAUAACACCAGAUCCCAGUGGACGAAGGGAAAUAAGGAAUUUGAAUGUUUAUUGCGAAUACAAAGAGCAUGGUUGUGAUGAAGUUGUUAGAUGGAAAGACCUUCAAGGUCACAUGGGCAAAUGCAAGUAUAAGCCUGUAGAAUGCCCGAACAAAAAAUUUGGAUGUAAAGCAUUACUGUCUAGUAACAUUGUACAGCAACAUGUAGAAAAUGAAUGUAAAUACAGGCAAGAAGAAUGUCAGUUUUGCAGAAACUUUUUGCCGACCAUGUUGUUGCAGG